UUAUAUAAUAGAGCACGGAUAUUCGUGAUAAUGUCAACUCUUACUUCCGACAGUGUAGGUUAUCGCACGACUAAUUACGGGUUCAAAAUACUGGGAAGUUAUGAGCGUCCAACAUAAAUUAGCUGCACACUUCGUAUCUGCGAUCAUCAUAUAGAGCAAACAAUCGAUCCAAACAUGAUCCGCUUUAUAUUCGCUGCGGCUCUAGCCACCGUAUCAGUUGCUCUUACUGCUCGCCAGGAAAUCAACAACGAGCCGCUAUUCACAAUCGAGUUGGGGCCUGGUGUGACACAGCAGGUGACUGAAGCUGAGAAGCUAGCCCUCAAGUUUGAAGGGAAGUCGUUCAUCGAUAUCACCAACCGAAAGAACUUUGUACAAUCCGUAUCAACCGAAAACACUGCCAAAACCGCAGCAGUGAUAUACCCUCGUUUACUAAACCAGAACGACACCGUUCGCGGGCUCAUUUCCAAGCUUAGCAAGGAUAAUGUAAAAGACAAGUUGACGACUCUCACCGAGUUCCACUCUCGAUUCUACAAUACCACUUGGGCUAAGGAUGCUUCCGACUGGUUUCUCUCCGAGGUUCAGGGGAUUAUUACGGGGAGCGAAGCCAAAGGCGCGACGGUAAAACCAUUCGAGCAUAAAUGGGCACAGAACAGUAUCAUAGCUACGAUUCCCGGCAGGUCCACCGACAAGAUCGUAGUUGGUGCGCAUAUAGAUUCCGUUAACCAGGAUGGCUGGGACACUCGAUCACCUGGUGCUGAUGAUGAUGGAUCAGGUUGCGUGACAAACCUGGAAGCUAUGAAAGCUCUCUUAAGCGAUCCCAUAAUUGCAGCUGGGGAGGCGAACAACACGAUCGAAUUCCAUUGGUACUCCGGUGAGGAGCUUGGCCUGCUUGGUAGCGGUGAAAUAUUCGACUCGUACGCUGCUGAUGGAGUUGUUGUCAAGGCGAUGCUCCAACAGGACAUGACAGGAUGGGGUAACAAUCCUAUGGGUGUUAUAACCGACUAUGUCGACCAGGACCUUACGGCUUUCAUCCGCCUAGUUACCGAGUAUACUGACAUCGGCUACGUCGACACACGCUGUGGUUACGCCUGCUCGGACCACGGAUCCGCUACUGCUGCCGGUUACCCAGCUGCUUUUGUCAUCGAAUCCGACAGGCAGAUUUCCAACAAUAACAUCCACAGUGCGAGCGAUACCCUCGACACUAUCAACUACGACCACAUGCUUGAACACUCCAAGCUUGUCCUCGGUUACGCGUACGAGCUUGCUUUAGCUCCUCUAUAAUUCGAACUCUUAGGUUAUCGGCUAUUGUGUGGAUGGUUUAUAUUUGUUGCCUGGCUACCUAUAUUUAGUAUCACUUACUGGCGAUACCUUGAAAACUUUUAUGCUUUACAAAUCAUUCACAUAGGUAGUCGAAGGGCUUGUGAUCUGAAUGCUACGAAACUUAUCAUAAAAAACUAUGCUAUUCAGUACAGUAGGCGUAAAGCCAUCCACCGGAUGGGUAUCAUUCCGCAUGAAAAGACCGAAAACCCGUCAUAACGAUCAUCCGUUGACCGUGGUGAUAUUUGCGAGUGAGAGCUAUGUGCAAUGAGAAGUAGAAGCCAUAGCUGCAAUAUUAUGUGUUAUAUGUCUGACUAGUUGAUGUCGUUCAUCAAUCAUGAUACUCAAGUGAAGCAUCUUUCAUACGAAGGACUCCCCUCCAAGACUCGGAACGCCUAAUGAUCCGCACUUGAGAAUUAAAAAAAACCCCUAAGUGGUGACCCGAUAGUAACUCAACGAUGAGAACACACUCGAAUUGCCAUAUGGGUGAGAAUAGAAACCGCCGAACUACCUAGAAAUAAUCAGCAAAAAGCUCAUAAUCCUCGUACAAACGGCAUAG
Molecule: messenger RNA, 1876 nt
Organism: Daldinia decipiens
Lineage: Eukaryota; Fungi; Ascomycota; Sordariomycetes; Xylariales; Hypoxylaceae
Product: Zn-dependent exopeptidase
Exons: 5
Coding region: 175-1281 (368 amino acids)
Biological process (GO): proteolysis
Molecular function (GO): metalloexopeptidase activity
Source: RefSeq, a predicted model, not a curated record